UGAAAUAAAAAAAAAAAUUAAAAAAGAAUAUUUCGACAAAGUCUCCAAAGACAAAUCAAGAUAAAAAAAUAUUAAAAGAUAUAUUAAAGAUAAACCAAACAGGAAUUGAAAGAAAAAUAACAAAGAAAUUAAAUAUCGAUAAAAGUACACAAUGAUUACACUAGUAUCGAUAAUCGAAAUAUAUCAUUAUGAAGAGUGUUGGCAACUCUACGCUACAGACAACAAACGAACAGCUGAUUACAGCAUUUUAGUUGGUUUUGCAUUUUACUUCAUUAAUACUGUUGUUUUUAUUCUACAACUAAAAAAUAUUAUUAUAAAUAUUAUAAAUAAAACAUAACUUCUAACAUGCUACGGAAAAAGAGUACAAAAACAAAAACUGUGUCGGAUAAAAUAUCUGAAUUGCUAGCACGAAACGUCAACGGUGAAGAUGGUAGCAGCGAUGAGCAAAAUGAAGACCCACGUGUGGAGGAGGAAUUCGAUGAAUAUGAUUUGCCGGAUGCACGCUCAUCAGAUAUAAGAAAACGUAAUAUAAAGCUGUUGUCAGAGCAAAGCGCGCGUUAUAGAGGGAAAAUAUCAUCCCGAAAUGAACUUGAGGAAGAGGAUGAAGAAGAUCCUUCCGCGGAUGAACAAAAUGACGAAGAACAACAAAAAGAAGAUGAUGAUGAGAAUUCCUCCGAUGAUGAUAACAAUGACGCUUUAGCAGCGUUCACCAAAAAGUUGAAUGGUGGUGUUAGUAAAAAGGUUACAGCUGUGUCAGCAGAGGAUGACAGUGAAGAUAUGAAUCAGAGCACUGAUUUUGAUAAUGCAAGUGAAGAAAGCGAUGAUGAUGAGGAUGGAGAUGAAGAUGUCGAAGAAGGCGGUGAAGUAGAGGAUUACGAAGAUAGCGAUGAUGAGGAUGGGGUAGAGAGCGAUGAUGAUGAUAGUGAAGAGGAGAAUGCAAACGGUACCGAUAUAAUCGCUGAAACCAAUCGGCAAGCUGAAGUGCAAAAAGGACAGUGUGUACAAAAUCAGCUACAAAUUUGGGAACGUUUAUUGGAAAUGCGUAUACACACGCAAAAAAUACUGAGCAAAUCCAAUCAGCUUCCUGCACCUGUUACACUCAAAGCACAGCAGCUAGAUAAUGAAAAAUUAAAUAACAUAUCACGUGAAUCGGUUAAUAGCGUUAGUAAAUUACUUAGCACUUUGCUGCAACUACAAAAUGCUUUUGAUCAGCAAUUUUCUGAACAACGCAAUGCUUUAAAGAAAACGUUAAAACGCGCGCUACCCAAACAUGACACUGAAGCGAACAGCGCUGUGCCGAUUAAACGUUUUGCUGAGCACAUUGAUGUACAUUUCCAAGAAUUUAAACCUUAUCGCAAUACGGUGCUACUCAAAUGGGACGAUCGCACUAAAUUGCUAACGCCUGGCGCUGGUGCUAAGAAAAAAUCCCUUACGGAAGAUUAUGACAUCAUACGUAAAAUAGAAAAUACGUUACAAAAUCGCAGCACACUCAUUGAAAAAUCACAAACUUCUAAAGAUGGUGAUGAAGUUGCUACAGAAAAUGAACUGGUUGAAAAUGGUGUUGUGCAAAGCACGCAAAAGUCGAAACGUAAUGUGGAACUUUAUGAUGAUAGCGACUUUUAUCAUCAGCAACUGCGUGAGCUUAUCGAAUAUAAGAGCAAUACAUCGGUUAGUGCAAGUGAAGUGACGCAACAGUACAUGGAGCUGCAGAAGUUGCGUCAAAAAAUGAAGAAAAAGGUCGACACACGCGCCAGCAAGGGACGUAAAUUGCGUUAUACGGUGCAUAACAAACUGAUCAAUUUCAUGGCGCCUGACGACACAUCAACAUGGACGGAGGAAUCGAAAGAGGAAUUAUAUAGAUCAUUAUUUGCAGCUUAGAUUUCUAUUAGAUGGAAAAGUGUAACUUGUAAAUAAAAUGAACUGUGCCUGUGUAAAAAAUUAA
Molecule: messenger RNA, 1942 nt
Organism: Bactrocera oleae (olive fruit fly)
Lineage: Eukaryota; Metazoa; Arthropoda; Insecta; Diptera; Tephritidae
Gene: Aatf
Product: Apoptosis antagonizing transcription factor
Biological process (GO): regulation of transcription by RNA polymerase II
Cellular component (GO): nucleus; nucleolus
Source: RefSeq, a predicted model, not a curated record